AGGAGGCUCAGUGCGCCGGGGAGCGUCAGGGGAGCAGGACACACCGCGGAGGGAAGCGGACACGGUGGAUCCCUCCUCAGCUUCAAAGGAAACCCUUUGCUGCUUUGACUGGGGGAUCCAGUAGAAAAACCAAAGGGGUUAAAGUUGAGCUUUGAUCUGGGAGGAAAGGAACCGGUGUUUGGCAGGAGGGAGACAGAGAUGCUGCUCCAGCCCGACACGGUGCAGCGCGCAGUCCGCCUCCAAGGCUGCUGAUGCCCGCCGCGGUGCGGGGAUCCCCACCCAGCAGCACCGGGAGGAGGUCGGCACAGCAGGGCGUCCAGGAGAGGAUGCUGUUUGGGUCCGAACCAUGGCGAACGGAACCGGUUCUAUCAUGCUGAAAUGCGUCGUGGUUGGAGACGGUGCGGUGGGUAAAACGUGUCUCCUGAUGAGCUAUGCCAACGACGCCUUUCCAGAGGAGUAUGUGCCCACGGUGUUUGAUCAUUAUGCAGUGAGUGUCAACGUUGGAGGGAAGCAGUACUUGCUGGGACUGUAUGACACAGCUGGCCAGGAGGAUUAUGACCGCCUGAGACCUUUGUCCUACCCCAUGACCGAUGUCUUCCUCAUCUGCUUCUCAGUUGUCAACCCGGCCAGUUUCCAAAAUGUGCGAGAGGAGUGGGUGCCGGAGCUGCAAGAGUAUGCACCCAGUGUUCCUUACCUGCUCAUUGGCACACAGAUUGACCUUCGCGAUGACCCAAAGACCAUCGCAAAACUGAACGACUUGAAGGAGAAGCCAAUUGCCACUGAGCAAGGACAAAAACUGGCCAAGGAGAUUGGAGCUUGUUGCUAUGUGGAGUGUUCAGCACUGACCCAGAAGGGCCUGAAGACGGUGUUUGACGAGGCCAUCAUUGCCAUUUUGGCUCCAAAGAGAAAAAAAGGAUCCCUGAAGAGAAGACUGGGACCCCGCUGCAUCAACUGCUGCCUGAUAACGUGAUGCGGCUGCCCUGUGACCUUUAGGGAAAAGAACGCAAACCAAACAUGGACUGAAGACAAAAGACAGGCUAAGGAAAAAUGCUAAGACAAAAACAAGGAGGGUUGAUGGACAAAACAAGAACUACGUGAUUCUAAGAUUCAUGACUCUGGAAUAAAAAAAAAAAUGUCUCCUGUGCCGUUUUUACCAAAGGAGCUCAAAGCCCUGUCAGUCUCUUCUUCUACAAGACUUUUGCCUCAAAAGUACCUUCUUUUAUAACCAUUUAAAUCAUUUUUUUGUUUGUUAAUGUCAAUGUAUGCCAUUAUAAGCAACAGGAAAUACAAAUGACAUUUCAACUAUAAGAUCAAUCUUUAUUCAUAAAUAUAUCUAUUGUUUUUAACAAGGAGUUUUUAAUAAUAUGUUUAUAUUCCAAAACGAUGAAAGAAAAUGAGUAUGAAGUAAUGAAAGUGUCCUGGGAGAACUGGUGUGUUCAAAUUUUUUGUUUUAAGCCCAGCUUUACAUGUUGAAGUGCUCCAUAUUUGGACCUACAGCGUAAACCACUGAUAGUACAGCGCUGUUCAAAGAUGUAUUUCUAAGAUUUCUGUUGAUGAUGAUUGUUCUGAAGUAGGAUAUGCUAAAAUACUCCAAGGUAGGAAGAGACUGAGGAGUUAACAAGAAAAUAAAAAGCUUUAUUAUUCAUUUUUAGAAUCUAUAACAACCAGAGUUUAUGAGAUUGUAUCAGUAAAUCAAAUAUCACUGAGAUCAUAUUUAUCAGCUAAAGAAUUACUUUUUGUUAUUGUGUAGUAACAAGCUAUGUUUUUAGCUGUUUUAAAAGAGAACAUGAGGAUUAACUUGAUUUAAGAAUUUAAUCUUGUUUUUCUCUCAAAGAAAAAAAUGCACACUUAUCGUUAGAGGGCAUAUAUCAUCAUUUUUACUAUAUUUUCUGUUAAACUUCUUUUUUGUCUCUUUUUUUUUCAUUUUUAAUACUUUGUCAUAUAACAUAUUUCUCCUUUAAAAGUAAAAAACAAAAAUCAAAAGCUAGCACAGAG
Cyprinodon variegatus (sheepshead minnow) is the source of this 1995-nucleotide messenger RNA. RefSeq names its product ras homolog family member Q (gene rhoq). The record is from RefSeq and is a predicted model, not a curated record. NCBI's taxonomy places the organism in Eukaryota, Metazoa, Chordata, Actinopteri, Cyprinodontiformes, Cyprinodontidae. Gene Ontology annotation, biological process: cortical actin cytoskeleton organization; small GTPase-mediated signal transduction. The coding region runs from base 347 to 970 and encodes 207 amino acids. Gene Ontology annotation, molecular function: GTP binding; GTPase activity. The transcript has 5 exons.